Messenger RNA from Carassius gibelio (silver crucian carp), 3101 nucleotides. RefSeq names its product carbohydrate sulfotransferase 10 (gene chst10). The record is from RefSeq and is a predicted model, not a curated record. The coding region runs from base 19 to 1110 and encodes 363 amino acids. Gene Ontology annotation, biological process: carbohydrate biosynthetic process; proteoglycan biosynthetic process. The transcript is spliced from 5 exons. Lineage: Eukaryota; Metazoa; Chordata; Actinopteri; Cypriniformes; Cyprinidae. Gene Ontology annotation, cellular component: membrane. Gene Ontology annotation, molecular function: sulfotransferase activity.
CAUCCUGUUCGUGUGCCAAUGAUGCGCCGUCAUUGGUUGCUGGUUGGUGCUUGUGGCUGGGUGCUACUUAUCCUUAUGUUCGUCAGCAAGUUCAUCAACUUCAGCUUCAGAAUACCAGGUGACUAUGCAGAGAGGACAGAGAUGUUUGUUUGGACCUUGCCAUCUGUUACGAUGAAUCUACAGUGGCCAGACAAGGGAGCAUCGCAGCCAUAUAUACUGUCCUCAGUUGGUCCCUCUUUGGUGGAGCCCACAAACUGGCAGUCAGUGAAUGAGAAGCGUCUGGAGCUGUUAGCAACUGUUUGCAGAAAUUCAUCUCUGUGGAACCUCACCCACACAACUGUGGGCAAGUUUGUGUUGGACCGCAUUUUUGUGUGUGACAAGCACAAAAUACUCUUCUGUCAGACACCCAAAGUUGGAAAUACACAAUGGAAGAAGGUUCUAAUUGUCUUGAAUGGAAAGUUCUCAAAAGUUGAAGAUAUACCAGAGAACCUGGUUCACGAUCAUGAAAGAAAUGGUUUACCCCGCCUGUCCUCUAUGACGGACACAGAAAUUCAUCAAAGGUUAAAUUCCUAUUUCAAGUUCUUUAUUGUGAGAGACCCAUUUGAGCGUCUCAUAUCUGCUUUCAAGGACAAGUUUGUGAAGAACCCAAGAUUUGAACCUUGGUACAAACAUGACAUUGCCCCAGCCAUCAUUCGUAAAUAUCGCAAGAGUCACCAUGAUGAUAGUGGAAAAGUGGGUCUUCAGUUUGAAGACUUUGUACGGUACUUGGGUGACAAGUCAGGCCGACAGCACUUGGAUAGGCAGUUUGGUGACCACAUUAUUCACUGGAUGACAUAUGCUGAACUGUGUGCUCCUUGUGAUAUCCCCUACAAUGUUGUGGGACACCAUGAGACUCUGGAGCAUGAUGCUCCUUAUAUUCUAAAAGCUGCUGGUAUUUCUGACCUGGUGUCAUACCCAAAUAUCCCACCAGGGAUAACCCGCUACAACCACACCAAAGUGGAACGCUAUUUUACUGGAAUCAGCCAACGAGAUGUUCGUCGACUCUACGCUCGCUACCAGGGAGACUUCAGCCUGUUUGAUUACCAGAGACCUGCCUUCCUAGUGGGCUGACAUUGAGAUUUCCUGACUCCAUUAUAUAUAUAUAUAUAUAUAUAUAUAUAUAUAUAUAUAGAGAGAGAGAGAGAGAGAGAGAGAGAGAGAGAGAGAGAGAGAGAGAGAGAGAGAGAUAGAUAGAUAGAUAGAUAGAUAGAUAGAUAGAUAGAUAGAUAGAUAGAUAGAUGUGUUGUUCUUUUGCACUGAUCUGAGACUUAAUUAGUUACUAUACACAUAAUAGUAUGUUUGAAGACAUUCAUGUGUGGAUUUGGGUUGGUCCGGAAUCUGCACUAGAGAGUAAAUUUUAAGAUGAAUUACUAAGAUCAAACAGUGCAUAAUUAAAGUUUAUAUUUUAUUUUAUUUUUCUUUGGUAAUAUCUGUAUUUACCAUACAAUAAUUAAGUGCCAUAAUAUUAUUUUGAAAAGUUUUAUAAAAAAGUUUAUUUAAGACAGUGAAUUAGGUAAAACUGUAAACCAGUUUACUAUGGAUUCAUUUUCUAAAAUACUGUCUUCUCUAUCCUUUCUACUUAAGGGAUUGUAGUACUCAAGGAUCCUAAAAGACAAUUUAAUAAAUCUUACAGUUUUGAUCUUAACAAUGUUAAUUUUCAUUAUUCAUCAUUUCAUUCUGGUACUAUAUAAUAAAUCAUCCCUCUUAUAUGCUCUUCAUUAUGUAUCUAUAUUUAUAUUUUUCAAAGCUACCUUUAUAUGUCUGUAUGUAACUAAAUUAGUACCAAAACAUAUCUAAAUAUCCAAAAAGGUUUGGGAUAUGAUUUAGGAUAUGGAGCUCUUAGAAAAAAGUUCUUUUUUUUUUUCUUUCAGCCCAUCAAAUAGGUUCAGCAUUAAAUUUACAGGUUCUAUUGUGGUAAAAAAAGAUUCAAAUGUGAUGCUAUCUGGGAGAACCUGUACGAUGUCAUAUCUUGUAGGGCUAGGUAAAAAAAAUUUUAAUAGAUUUUUAUUUUAUUUUUUUUUAUGACGUCAAUUCACAUGCUCGCUGUGCUUUCAGUAUCUGUCAUCUCACUAUGAUGAUAUGAAUACGCAAAUUUCAUCCCCAGCUGCUCUGAGAGUCACUUCAUUAGCAUUUUAUUGUUUAAUUUGACAAAACUACCAUCAUAUCACAUAGACAGCUGCUGCAAGUUCCUUACAGCAACCUAUCAAAAUAAAGGUUUAUUUUAACAAGAAGAAACUGUCAAAAAUAUAUUACUAUUUAGCACUCUGGGGCCCUUCUUUUAAUGAUGUAGCAAGUACAUUGGAUGUUAUUGGAAGUGUUCCCAGUUCCGGUUGACCAAAUUAAUGCAGCCUAAAAAUUAUUUAAUGGAUUUGAAUAUUAGAAAUGUUUUAGUGUCUUAUGUGUAAUUCAAGUUAAAGAGAUUGGUUUUUAAUCUAGAUUUAAACUGACUUUAAACUGAGUGUACUCUGCCUCCCGAACAAUGUUAGAAAGGUUAUUCCAGAGUUUGUGCACUAAAUAGGAAAAGGAUCUGCCGCCCGCAGUUUAUUUUAUAAAAUUUUUCCAGCGAUUUUUAUCAUAUUUCACUGCUGUUUCUAUACAUGCUGUUUUUAUGUCCCGGUGACCGGUGAAAGUGCAGUUCUGAUUCUCAGCCCAUUCAUUUAGAUAGGAGCUGGUCUUGUUAUUCUGAAAUAGCUGCCCGGAGGCGUUGCCAAGAUGGCAGGCCGAGUGGCACGACUUGCCUGAAAGGACUUUGACUAUAAUGUAACAAGAUAUCAUUCGAAUACUGCGGUGCUAAAUUCAGGGAUUUAUAAGUAACAAGCAACUACUACUAAUAUAUAUUAAUAAAUCUUAAUUUUUAAAGGAAUUAUCAAAUUUGUUUUCUUUUUAAUUUUAACAGUAAAUCUCUGUUAUGCAGCACUUUGCUUGCCAAAAAAUAAGUUUUUUUCACUUUAUUAGGAUACAUUAAAUUGUUUUAUGCCUUCAUCUGUUUACCAGAAAAAAAUAAGAACAUUUUAUAUGGUCUAUAUUAUUGUUUAAAAAAUAAAAUAAAGGUUUAAAAUACA